Manis pentadactyla (Chinese pangolin) is the source of this 3055-nucleotide messenger RNA. RefSeq names its product lon protease homolog, mitochondrial. Gene Ontology annotation, molecular function: ATP-dependent peptidase activity; ATP hydrolysis activity; single-stranded DNA binding. Bases 27 to 2903 code for a protein of 958 amino acids. Gene Ontology annotation, biological process: protein catabolic process; chaperone-mediated protein complex assembly; protein quality control for misfolded or incompletely synthesized proteins. NCBI's taxonomy places the organism in Eukaryota, Metazoa, Chordata, Mammalia, Pholidota, Manidae. Gene Ontology annotation, cellular component: mitochondrial matrix. The transcript has 18 exons. The record is from RefSeq and is a predicted model, not a curated record.
CUGUGCGCCGCCAGGAUGGCCGGGCCAUGACGGCGGGCACAGGUUGCGUGCGGCUGUGGGGCGCUGCGCGGUGGUGGGCGCUGCGGCGGCCGCUGCUGGCCGCCGCGGGAGGGCGGGUCCCGACUGUGGCCGGAGCGUGGCUGCCCAGAAGCCGGCCGGCCUGCGACGCCUCGCCUCCCUGGGCGCUGUGGGGCAGAGGCCCCGCCACCGCGAGCCAGCGGCGGGGCCUCUGGGAGGCGAACAGCCGUGGCAGCGACGCCUUCUCGGGGAGCGAGGAUGCCUCCGAGGGCGGCGCUGAGGAUGGGGUCGCUGGCGCCGGGGGCAGCGCGGGCGGUGGAGAAGGCCCGGUCAUAACGGCGUUGACGCCCAUGACGAUCCCAGACGUGUUCCCUCACCUGCCGCUCAUCGCGGUCACCCGCAACCCGGUGUUCCCGCGUUUCAUCAAGAUUAUCGAGGUUAAAAAUAAGAAGUUGGUUGAGCUGCUAAGAAGGAAAGUCCGCCUGGCCCAGCCCUAUGCCGGUGUCUUUCUAAAGAGAGAUGACAACAACGAGGCCGACGUGGUCGAGAGCCUGGAUGAGGUCUACCACACGGGGACGUUUGUCCAGAUCCAUGAGAUGCAGGACCUUGGGGACAAGCUGCGCAUGAUCGUCAUGGGACAUAGGAGGAUCCACAUCAACAGAGAGUUGGAGGUGGAGCUGGAAGAGCCCGAGGCUGAAAACAAGCAGAAGGCCCGCCGGAAGCCCAAGAGAGUCAAGCAGGAGGCUGAGGGAGACGUGGGCCCCAAGCGCCAGAUGGAGGUGGUGAUGGAGCCCGCCUCGGGCCCCCUUGGCGAGGUGCUCAUGGUGGAGGUUGAGAACGUAGUCCACGAAGACUUCCAGGUCACGGAGGAAGUGAAGGCGCUGACUGCCGAGAUCGUGAAGACCAUCCGGGACAUCAUCGCCUUGAACCCGCUCUACAGGGAGUCUGUGCUGCAGAUGAUGCAGGCCGGCCAGAGGGUGGUGGACAACCCCAUCUACCUGAGUGACAUGGGUGCUGCGCUGACUGGAGCUGAGUCCCAUGAGCUGCAGGACGUCCUGGAGGAGACUAGCAUUCCUAAGCGGCUGUACAAGGCCCUCUCUCUCCUCAAGAAGGAGUUUGAACUCAGUAAGCUGCAGCAGCGCCUGGGCCGGGAGGUGGAGGAGAAAAUCAAGCAGACGCACCGCAAGUACCUCCUGCAGGAGCAGCUGAAGAUUAUCAAGAAGGAGCUGGGCCUGGAGAAGGAGGACAAGGACGCCAUCGAGGAGAAGUUCCGCGAGCGCCUCAAGGAGCUCGUGGUCCCCAAGCACGUGAUGGAUGUCGUGGACGAGGAGCUGAGCAAGCUGGGCUUGCUGGACAACCACUCCUCGGAGUUCAACGUCACCCGGAACUAUCUGGACUGGUUGACGUCCAUCCCGUGGGGCAAGCAGAGCGACGAGAACCUGGACCUGGCCCGGGCCCAGGCGGUGCUGGAGGAGGACCACUACGGGAUGGAGGACGUCAAGAAGCGCAUCCUGGAGUUCAUCGCCGUCAGCCAGCUCCGGGGCUCCACCCAGGGCAAGAUCCUCUGCUUCCACGGUCCGCCUGGCGUGGGCAAGACCAGCAUUGCCCGCUCCAUCGCCCGCGCCCUGAACCGCGAGUACUUCCGCUUCAGUGUUGGGGGCAUGACUGAUGUGGCCGAGAUCAAGGGGCACAGGCGGACAUACGUGGGUGCCAUGCCGGGGAAGAUCAUCCAGUGCCUGAAGAAGACCAAGACGGAGAACCCGCUGGUCCUCAUAGACGAGGUGGACAAGAUUGGCCGGGGCUUCCAGGGAGACCCCUCUUCAGCACUGCUUGAGCUGCUGGACCCUGAGCAGAAUGCCAACUUCCUGGACCACUACCUGGACGUGCCUGUGGACCUGUCCAAGGUGCUCUUCAUCUGCACUGCCAACGUCACUGAGACCAUCCCGGAGCCGCUGAGGGACCGGAUGGAGAUGAUCAGCGUGUCUGGCUACGUGGCCCAGGAGAAGCUCGCCAUUGCAGAGCGGUACCUGGUGCCGCAAGCCCGCACCCUGUGCGGUCUGGAUGAGAGCAAGGCCAGGCUGUCAUCAGACGUGCUGACCCUCCUCAUCAAGCAGUACUGCCGGGAGAGCGGCGUCCGCAACCUGCAGAAGCAGGUGGAGAAGGUGUUACGGAAAUCUGCCUACAAGAUCGUCAGUGGCGAGGCCGAGUUCGUGGAGGUGACACCUGAGAACCUGCAGGACUUCGUGGGGAAGCCCAUGUUCACUGUGGACCGCAUGUAUGACGUGACGCCUCCCGGUGUGGUCAUGGGGCUGGCCUGGACCGCCAUGGGAGGCUCUACGCUGUUUGUUGAGACGUCACUGAGGCGGCCGAGGGACAAGGACAAGGGGGACAAGGACGGAAGCUUGGAGGUCACAGGCCAGCUGGGGGAGGUGAUGAAGGAGAGUGCCCGCAUCGCCUACACCUUUGCCAGGGCUUUCCUGAUGCAGCACAACCCCUCCAACGAGUACCUGGUGACCUCCCACCUCCACCUGCACGUGCCCGAGGGCGCCACCCCCAAGGACGGCCCGAGCGCCGGCUGCACCAUCGUCACAGCCCUGCUCUCGCUGGCCAUGGACCGGCCAGUGCGGCAGAAUCUGGCCAUGACGGGCGAGGUCUCCCUCACAGGCAAGAUCCUGCCCGUGGGCGGCAUCAAGGAGAAGACCAUCGCCGCCAAACGCGCUGGCGUGACAUGCAUCCUCCUGCCCGCCGAGAACAAGAAGGACUUCUAUGACCUGGCUGCCUUCAUUACCGAGGGCUUGGAGGUCCACUUCGUGGAGCACUACCAUGAAAUCUUCGCCAUAGCCUUCCCUGAGGAGCAGGCCAAGGCUCUGGCCCCGGAGCGGUGACAGCAGCCUGGGUGUGGCUGGCACCGAGGGGCCCAGCAGGGCAGAGGCCCCAGGCAGCCGAGCCCCCCGAGGCUCAGGAACCUGACUUACAGCCUAAUCACUGAGCCUGGCAUAUGACUUAUUUAGCUAUGAUUAAAACACCAUUUCAAGUA